Molecule: messenger RNA, 1019 nt
Organism: Planococcus citri (citrus mealybug)
Lineage: Eukaryota; Metazoa; Arthropoda; Insecta; Hemiptera; Pseudococcidae
Product: tRNA-uridine aminocarboxypropyltransferase 1-like
Exons: 6
Coding region: 80-985 (301 amino acids)
Biological process (GO): tRNA modification
Cellular component (GO): nucleus
Molecular function (GO): tRNA-uridine aminocarboxypropyltransferase activity
Source: RefSeq, a predicted model, not a curated record
AUUAAAAACACCCAUCUUUUAAGUCUUUUAUAUUAUGAAAGUUUACAUUUUGAAGAAUUUUUAAAAAUUUCAUUUUACAAUGGUAUUGGUUCAUUUUUUCAUGAUAUUUUUCAUUUGGUUCGAUCUCGAACUGAACACUUUGAUUAAAAAUGACUGUGAUGCGCUGUCACUCCGACCUAUGGAAUCCGAUGAAGAUCCCUUUACUACGUACAACAUAUCUGAAAAUUGGAAACUGCUGGAAAAUGUGGAAGGAAGAGCUCCAUGUCCAAAAUGUAAUAAAUCCAGAAAAUUUUUCUGUUACUCAUGUUACAUUCCAAUGCCAGAAAUUAAAGAUUAUGUUCCUCAAAUUAAGUUGCCUAUUAAAAUUGAUAUAGUGAAGCAUCGUCAAGAAAUAGAAGGCAAAAGUACUUCGGCUCAUGCAGCUAUAAUUGCCCCUAAUCACGUAUCUGUCUUCACUUUUCCUACGAAUGUUCCCACUUAUCCUAACGAUGGAAAAACUGUUCUGAUAUACCCAGGCAAAAAUUCCACUUCGAUAAAAACGUAUUUAGAAACCCAUCCUGUUUUAGUGAGGAGAAAAAACGAAAGUGAUACCGAUAAUGUACCUGGUAGAAUUACAAUUGGUGAUAAUGUAGUGGAGUUACCUUUUGAUAAACUUCUAUUUGUUGACGGAACAUGGCGUCAAAGCAGAGCUAUGUUUAGUUGUUUCAAAGAUUUACCUUGCGUAGUGUUACAAACACGUCCUUCUCAUUUUUGGCGUCAUCAAAAAAACAGUCCCAGAUGGUAUUUAGCUACCAUUGAAGCAUUGCAUCAGUCGCUUCAUGAAAUACAUCAGUUUAGUGCCGAUUUAGUAGAUUUACCAAUAUCGGAAUGUCAGAAUAGGGAAUACGAUAAUUUAUUAUUCUUUUUUCGAUUUAUGCAUAAUGUUAUUCAUACGUUAUACGAUCAUGAUGAAUUAUUAUCUUACAGACGACCAAUGAAUUUGUGAUACCUAUUUUCAAUACAUUUUUAUUGUUUUUUUA